This is a messenger RNA of Penicillium maclennaniae, 1614 nucleotides long. RefSeq names its product putative amino acid permease family protein. Gene Ontology annotation, molecular function: transmembrane transporter activity. NCBI's taxonomy places the organism in Eukaryota, Fungi, Ascomycota, Eurotiomycetes, Eurotiales, Aspergillaceae. The transcript is spliced from 2 exons. The coding region runs from base 1 to 1614 and encodes 537 amino acids. Gene Ontology annotation, biological process: transmembrane transport. The record is from RefSeq and is a predicted model, not a curated record. Gene Ontology annotation, cellular component: membrane.
AUGGACGUUGAAUCGAUUACCGUGAAGCCGCCGCUCGAGAACGAUCAGGAUUUUCAGGAUGCCACUGAUCUUGCGGCGAUGGGCCACGCCCAGGCGCUGACUCGGAAAUUUAAUAUCUGGAGCAUGCUUGCUCUUGCAUUCUGUGUUCUCGGGACAUACUCUACCUUCGCGCAGGAUCUCAGCAGCGGUCUUACGAAUGGUGCCUCAAUCACCAUCCUCUGGGGCCUGGUGCUGGUCACAGGCUGUAACUUGUGUGUCGCUGUUUCGCUGGGCGAGUUGACGAGCAGUAUGCCCACUGCCCUUGGUCAAGCAUACUGGGUAUAUAGAUUGUGGCCAACGCCGAUGGGCCGAUUCGUUUCAUACAUGUGUGCGUGGAUUAACACGUUCGGCUGGUGGACUUUGACUGCGUCGCAGGUGGCAUUCAUGACUGAGUUCCUGCUUGGUAUGAAGACGAUGUUUGAUCCCGAGUGGAGCGGUGCCGGGAAGGGAUGGGUCAAUUUCCUGGUUUACAUUGGGGUUGUGUUUGUGUUGACGGUGGUCAAUGUGGUUAGUUGUCGCAAGGAGCAGGUUCUGCCUUGGAUUAAUAACUUUGUUGGUAUUUGGUUUGCCGGGUUGUUUGUCGUCUUGUCGAUGGUGAUGUUAAUUUGUGUUGGCGUGAAGAGUGAUUUGUCUUUCCAGUCUGGAGGGUUUGUCUUCGGCAACUGGAUGAAUCAAACGGGAUGGCCGGAUGGUGUGGUUUGGUUCACUGGCUUGGUGCAGGCUGCCUAUGGUCUGACGGCUUUCGACUCGGUCAUUCAUAUGGUCGAGGAGAUUCCCGAUCCAAGAAAGAAUGCGCCGCGUGCUAUCUGGAUGGCUGUCCUGUUUGGUGCCAUCACGGGUUUCAUCUUCAUGGUCGUUUGUCUCUUCUGCAUUCAGGAUGUCGACGCCGUCACCAAUGCCGAUCAGCCUUUCAUCGAGCUGAUUCUCGAGACUGUUGGUCUCAAGGGUGGCGCCACGCUCAUCGCUCUAUUCAUCUUUAACGGUCUCGGCCAGGGUAUCUCUGUCUUGACCACCGCCUCCCGUUUGACCUGGGGCUUCGCCCGUGACGGCGGUGUCCCCUGGAGCAAGUACUUUAGCCACGUCGACCCGGUCUGGCAGGUCCCUGCCCGUGCGCUCUGGGGUCAAGGGUUUAUCAUCGGCCUCGUUGGCAUCCUCUACCUCUUCGCCAACACCGUUCUCGAGGCCAUUCUCAGCGUCAGCACAAUCGCCCUCACGAUCUCCUACGCGAUGCCUAUCCUCGCUCUCUUGAUCGUUGGCCGCGAGAAGCUCGUCCCUGGUCCCUUCCAGCUUGGUCGCUGGGGCAGCUGGAUGAACUGGAUCAGUAUUGUGUACUGUGUUAUUACCACCAUCUUUUUCUUGUUCCCUGGCGCUCCGAACCCAGCUCCGGCUGAUAUGAACUACGCCAUCGCUGUAUUCGGCGUCAUGCUUGUCAUUGCGAUUGCGUUCUGGUUUAUCCAGGGUGGUCGGACAUAUCUCCAGACUGAGGAUGCGAUCGCGCAGAUGUUCUAUGCGCAGCAUCUUGAGAAUGCGCGAGAAUCCGACGUGGCUGUCGUGCCGCAACCUGACUUGAAAUGA